Messenger RNA from Penicillium digitatum Pd1, 711 nucleotides. Lineage: Eukaryota; Fungi; Ascomycota; Eurotiomycetes; Eurotiales; Aspergillaceae. The record is from RefSeq and is a predicted model, not a curated record.
AUGAAAAAAGUUCAUACCGUCGUUGGCGGAUUAGAUUCCAGCAUUGUUGGUCUGAUAAUUGCUGCCACUUCUCUGGGGGCGUUGAUCUCCUUCGCACCAGCCUCUUAUAUCGCUGAUACAUGGGGACGCAAGACGUGUGUUUUCAUUGGAUCCAGUGCGGUGAUAGUGGGUGCUAUCACUCAAACCGCAGUCCAAAACCACUGGGCCUUUUUUGGCACCAGAGUCUUAUCGGGUAUAGGGAUGGGCAUCGCCCAGACUGCAGCUCCUCUCCUGGCAACUGAGAUCGCACACCCUCGGCAGCGACAUACAGCCACAGCCCUCUAUAAUGCAUCCUGGUGCCUGGGCACUAUUAGCUCGGCAGCAGUCACGUAUGCAACCAUAGGCAUAGCAAGCAGUUGGUCGUGGAGAGUUCCUUGUCUGCUACAGAUUUCGUAUCCGCUGUUUCAGAUCCUAGGGUUGAUCACGUUUGUGCCCGAAAGCCCGAGGUGGCUUGUAUCGAAAGGCCGGAAAGACGAAGCCCUGGCUGUACUGGGGAAAUACCACGCGAAUGGAGACCUAAAUGACGAUUUGGUCCAGCACGAGUACCGAUUGAUCUGCAGCACGAUCACAGCCGAGAUCACCAACACCAGGAAUUGGAGCUCCUUCUUCUCCUCAAAAGGGAACAGGCACCGUUUGACCAUUUGUGUAUUAGUUGGGCUCAUGCAGGAAUGA